This is a messenger RNA of Daphnia magna, 715 nucleotides long. RefSeq names its product probable ATP-dependent RNA helicase spindle-E. Lineage: Eukaryota; Metazoa; Arthropoda; Branchiopoda; Diplostraca; Daphniidae. The record is from RefSeq and is a predicted model, not a curated record. Bases 114 to 641 code for a protein of 175 amino acids. Gene Ontology annotation, molecular function: RNA binding. Gene Ontology annotation, cellular component: intracellular anatomical structure. The transcript is spliced from 3 exons.
AGGGUCUGCUAUGAAAGAAAUUGGACAUUGGGAACCGUUGUUGGAUACAACGGAAUAUUUUGUCACACUGUUAUCACAUUUACUAUUGAAAGCUAUGUGUUUACUAGGUUGGCAUGAAACAUCAAGUAAGUGAAUCAACUUUGCUCACCUAUCUGACCACAGGAUGCCUUUUUGAAGCAUUAGUAGCCAAAAAAUCCCUUGAAAGCUAUACCCACAUCAUUAUUGACGAAGUGCACGAGAGGGAUGAAGAUACUGACUUCCUUCUCUUGGUCGUCCGCAAGUUCCUCCGUCAUACGAGGACGACAACUAAAGUCUUUCUGAUGUCAGUUACUUUUGAUGCCGACAAAUUUGGCCAAUAUUUCAAUAGCCCCGUCAUUGGAAACUUUCCGUUCACGUCCAAAAGACCAUUUCGCAACGCUCCCAUAAUUGAAGUGGAGCACGGUGAACCUCACGACAUACGCGUUUAUUAUAGUGAACAUCUUCAAAAACUAGAGUUUCUAGGGGGGAGUAUGAUCUACCUCUAUGAUAGCGUACCGGAAAUCCAUAAGCUCAAAUACGAAGCGGUCGCUAAGUUAAUUUCGGCUUUCGAUGGCAGACGAGAGAUACAGCGCUACGGUCGCCAUCCAAAAUCCAAAAUAUGAAAACAUUUCCAGCAACCGCAGCGCAAUACUUAUAUUCCUGCCCGGCGUCUGUGAAAUAGAAAAUAUGCACAAAG